Messenger RNA from Sebastes umbrosus (honeycomb rockfish), 2022 nucleotides. It is a transcript of the gene fbxl15, whose product is annotated as F-box and leucine-rich repeat protein 15. The record is from RefSeq and is a predicted model, not a curated record. Bases 161 to 1039 code for a protein of 292 amino acids. The transcript has 5 exons. NCBI's taxonomy places the organism in Eukaryota, Metazoa, Chordata, Actinopteri, Perciformes, Sebastidae. Gene Ontology annotation, molecular function: protein binding. Gene Ontology annotation, cellular component: SCF ubiquitin ligase complex. Gene Ontology annotation, biological process: SCF-dependent proteasomal ubiquitin-dependent protein catabolic process.
UCCGAUCUUAAUGGAAAAGUCCGACGGUCCCUGAAUGCAGCAUUGGGUUUGGGUUACACCUCAAGCUCUUGCAAAGAUGCUACAAGAAAACACCUUAUUUUGUCAUCUAUGUGAAGAACAACACGCCUUUAAACACUCUGUAUAACAUAGUUGACUCAGCAUGGAUGAAGAGGCUAAGAUGCGAGCGUGCCAUCUACUGGACUUGCCCUGGGAGGAUGUGCUUGUUCCACAUGUUUUGUGCCAUUUGCCACUGCAACACCUGGUCAGCCUGCAGAGGGUGAGCAAGCAGUUCCACAGCCUCAUCCAGGUGUAUCUAGCCAACUGCAGGACUUUUGAUCUGUCCACGAUUGGACCAUCCGUUCCCAAGGAAGCGUUCUGCUCCAUGUUAAAGGACAACAAAGUUCUCCACAGCCUUUCUCUUCAGAGCUGUUCGGACUGGGUGACAGACAAGGAGCUGCUGCCAGUUAUCGGCCAGAACCAGCACCUGCAGAGAGUGGACAUGAGUGGGUGCGUUUGUCUCGCCCGCCACUCCCUGGUGGCGGUGUCCUUGAGUUGCAUGCACCUCCAGCACCUCGGCCUGGCGCACUGCGAGUGGGUGGACAGCCUGUCCCUGCGCAGCCUGGCUGACCACUGCGGGGGGCUGCAGUCGAUCGACCUCACCGCCUGCCGCCAGCUCAAGGACGACGCCAUCUGCUACCUGGCCAAGAAGUGUCUGAAGUUGAGGUCUCUAUCUUUGGCAGUCAACGCCAACGUCACCGACGAGUCGGUAGAGGAGGUGGCCAAGAACUGCAGGGGCCUAGAGCAGCUGGACCUGACAGGUUGCCUGCGGGUCAGGAACCAGUCCAUCAGGACUCUUGCGGAGUACUGCCCGAAGCUGCAGUCCCUGAAGGUGAAUCACUGUCACAACGUGACCGAGUCGAGCCUGGAUCCUCUACGGAAGCGCAACGUAGUGAUAGAUGUUGAGCCGCCUUUACAGAGGGCUCUGGUGCUCCUUCAGGAUGUGCUGGGGUUCGCUCCCUUUAUCAAUCUCCAGAUAUAGGUAAAGGGACAUCUCUCUGUCCAACGAGUGCACACAGGUGUCUUCAUCACUCAGCUGCAUCACACGUGCAUUGGAGUUGCUCUAAGAAACGCCAAGACAAUCCAAGAAGACCUGGAUGUUUUACACUCAUUUAAAAAAUAAUGUGGACAAAAAAACCUCACAGGAAUGUGAUCAAAGAUCCAUAUUCAAGAUCGAACUGAAACUAAGUCUUAAAUAACUGAAGAAAGCCAUGUACUUUUAAGUAUUGCUGCCUCAUGUCACUGCACUAUUUGUUAAUCAUUCAGUUUUGUAAUAAUGUGGCUUUAUAGAAAAAGCAAUUAUGUACAGUGUGUUAUUUUGUUCAUUUUCAAACAAACUACAUGCUUUACUUUGGACAUUUUUAAGAAACAUUUAUCUUAUGUUUCAUUUGGAAACAUUUUAAAAAUGUUUGAGUUUAAUUAAACAUUUAAUUUUGCAUGUAUGUGCCUGUUUAAAGGAUCAAUUCACCCAAAUCACGCAGAAACAUUUUCUCACUUUUUUGUAUUAUCUCCACUACUGAGACUUCGGCUGCCGCCACAAUACAAUGAAGGUGAAUGCAAUUUUGUUAGUGGUGCUGACCAUGUGUCUUCCAGAAACAAUAAUCUACAGACCUCACUGUCAACAGGUUUUAACUGCUUCAAAAUGAAAACUGUUGACCAGCUUUGUUGCUUAUAGUUAAACUAUCUGCAUGGAGAGACGCCACCAGAGAUUAGUGGGAAAAUAUUUAUAACAUUUUCUUGUGACUUGGGUGAAAUAACCCUUUAAUUCAUCUUGUUAAUAAAUGCAUACUUGUAUAGCCUAGUAUUUGUUUGAAAUAAGUAUAGGAAUUUAUUAUGACUGUUUCCCAUUGAACCCUUGAAGUGAGUUUUGUAAAAAAAAGUACCUGUGUUGAAAUGGUGUUGCCCAGUAAUACGGUAUAUGAAAUAUAUCCGUAUGAAAUAUUAAAUGAAAAAUACCAUCAAAAA